Soboliphyme baturini is the source of this 876-nucleotide messenger RNA. The record is from the annotation of a GenBank genome assembly. NCBI's taxonomy places the organism in Eukaryota, Metazoa, Nematoda, Enoplea, Dioctophymatida, Soboliphymatidae.
AUGUGGCCGUUCUUGCGAAGCUCGUUCGUUCUUGCGAAUUCUUGCCGUUGCUGUCGGAACCGGGCCGAACGUGAUCUCUGCGCUUCUGGCCUUACUUCGUUCGCCGUGGCUACUCUUGCCGCUCGAAACUCGCACAGAACUGACUCUGUCCUCAGUCAGCGUAACUCGCCUGUAGCCUUGUUCGAGAACCCGACAGCCGAUGAUGAGGAUGAACUUGAUUUGCUCAAGGCCGUCAAAGCCAACCUGGAUCCGAACGUGUAUCAGGCGAAGGGCACGGAGAAUAUGCCGGCGUUCGGUUUUCGCCCAGGCGCGCAGGUCGUCGCGCCGUACCGCUUUCACAUACCGAAGAAGAUGUUCAGAGAUUUCGCUAUUUUGAUGACCAUCAAACCGGAAGAGGACACCGACGGAUACCUUUUCGCGGUCGUCAACUCGUUCGACACCGUCGUCGAGCUGGGCGUUCUUUUAGAGGGCGUCAACGACCGCAAGGUGAACAUUUCGCUGGUGUACAGUGACCACAAAAAGGACAAGGAGUCGCGAGCCGUCGCCUCUUUUCUCAUUCCUCGCGUCACCGGCAAAUGGUCGCAGCUGGCGUUCCGGGUCGAGGGUAAUGAGGUGACGCUGUUCCUGAACUGCCAGAAGUUCGGCACGCAAAGUGUGCAGCGCAAGCCGAAGCAACUGCACUUCGACGACGCGUCCAAGUUGUACAUUGCGCAGGCGGGUGCUAUCAUAAAUAGGAACUUCGUGGCUACUCCGUCGGACGCUGGCCUGGCUCUUCGCGUCACGCAAGCCGAUCGAGUCUAUAUGUGCCUGUUGACGUUUAUGUCGAUGCUUCGACAGGCGACGCAGCUUUUCAUGUUUCAUUUUUCGCACCCAUAG